Capsaspora owczarzaki ATCC 30864 is the source of this 3435-nucleotide messenger RNA. RefSeq names its product 26S proteasome regulatory complex. The record is from RefSeq and is a predicted model, not a curated record. NCBI's taxonomy places the organism in Eukaryota, Filasterea, Ministeriida, Capsasporidae. The coding region runs from base 16 to 3333 and encodes 1105 amino acids. The transcript is spliced from 2 exons. Gene Ontology annotation, cellular component: nucleus. Gene Ontology annotation, biological process: ribosome biogenesis. Gene Ontology annotation, molecular function: ATP hydrolysis activity; preribosome binding; RNA binding.
GCAAUAUUGUAACUCAUGGGCCGCGGCAGUCCAUCCGGGGCCAAGGUCAUCCGCCACACGGAUCGCCAGCUGGUCGGCCGGCUCCAAGAGCUCGUCAACACUGUGCACAAUGCAGGCAACGGCGGCGUCGUCACAGUCGAUCUCGCCAUGGACACUCUCUGCCGCAAGUACCGCGAAUACACGCGCCGCAACAAGGGCGCAAUGCGACUCGCCGUCGCUGAUCUCCUGCGCCACAUGGUCCCGACCUCGCGCAGUGCCGCCGCCAGUCCCGCCGCCGCCGCUGCUGCUGCUUCUGGUGGUGCUGGUGCUAAUGCAAGCACUGCUGGUGCAUCUGGCAGUGCGUCCAAGCUCGGGCGGUCGGGCAUCGACGCGAUCGAAGAGGCGCACGUGCGACGACAGCGCGCAGCUGCUCGCGACGGCGAGGAAGACGGGGACGACGAUUCGGACGACUCGGAUACAUCAGAGAACAGCGACGAGUAUAGCGGGGAAGAGAGCGGCGGCGGCGGCGGCGGCGAGGACGGCGUCGCAGCAGAGAUGGCCACCAGCAACGCCAACGAUGAAGACGACAAGAUUGCCAUGGACUGGGACGAGUCCGUCACUGACACUGCCACUGCAAGCAAUAAUCGACGAGCACAACCAGGCGCGCGAGACAAUGCGAACGAUGGUGAUGGUGGUGGCGAAGUACCGCACUCGUCGGAUAGUGAACAAGACGAGGAAGACCUCGCCACAGAAGAGUUCAAUGCUGCUGCUGCCUCCGCCACUGACAUGGUUGUUGUCAAGGACUCAAACUCGAUGAAUGCCGCAUUGCUGAAAACAUACGUCAAGACCACCAGUUCGGCAUCCACCUCGGCAGCUCCGUCUCCAGCCAUCACGCGCGUUUCGUCCGUCUCGUCGUCGUUGGUCGAUCUCGCCUCUGGGCCCCGUGUCGCUCCCAUGAAACGACCGGCCGACGACGCAAACACGGCAUCACCUUCUGGCGCCCAGCAAGCAAACAAGCGCAUUCGCAUGGGCUCGCAACCGCAACAGUCUUCACCUGCUGCUGGUGGUGGUGGUGGCCGGCUGCCUGCGCAGCGCGUUGCCGCCAUGACCGCAGCUGGAAACCGCGCCCGUGGUAGCGCCAACUCUGCAUCUCCAGCAGGCGGAGCUGGCCGAGGCAUGGCACCCAGCAGCGAUCGCGGCUCGAGCAUGGUCGACACUCCCAGCGUCACCUAUGCCGACCUCGGUGGCCUGGAGAGCUGCUUGCAAGAUGUGCGUGAACUCAUCGAAUACCCUCUCACACACCCUGAAAUUUACGUGCACCUCGGCGUUGAACCACCGCGCGGCAUUCUCUUGCACGGACCGCCCGGCUGUGGCAAGACACUCCUCGCGAAUGCCAUCGCUGGCGAGCUAGAGCUCCCAUUCCUCAAAGUCUCUGCGCCCGAGAUUGUUUCGGGCAUGUCUGGCGAGUCUGAGGCCAAGAUUCGCGAUCUGUUUGCAGAGGCUGCCGCACAGGCACCGUGCAUUGUAUUUAUUGACGAAAUUGAUGCCAUCACACCAAAACGCGAGACCGCUCAACGUGAAAUGGAGCGGCGCAUCGUUGCUCAGCUGCUGACCUGCAUGGACGACGUCUGCAUGGAGAAAACUGGCAAUCGCCCGGUCAUUGUGAUUGGCGCCAGCAACCGGCCCGACUCGCUGGAUCCUGCGUUGCGAAGAGCAGGUCGCUUUGAUCGCGAGAUUGCCAUCGGUAUCCCUGACGACGCCGCGCGACUUCGGAUCUUGCAAGUGCUGUGCGCCAAGUUGAAGGUGUCUGGCGAUCUUGAUUUUACCGAACUCGCACGUCGCACCCCAGGCUACGUCGGUGCCGAUCUGGCUGCGCUGGCCAAGGAAGCCGCCGUCAUUGCAGUGAAUCGGAUCUUUUCAGUCCUGCACGGUGAUUCUAGCGACGCCCCUGUAGCUGAAAAAUCGAUGGUGGUCGAAGUGCCGUCCGAAAACAGCGUCUCUGCCCCUGACUCUGCUUCAUCUGCCACACCGGCAACGCCCAUGACUACAAACUCCGCGGCUUCUGCCAACGCGCCUCAUUUGAUUUCAUUAGCGGCAUCGGUUGGGGAUCACGAGACGCAUGGAAAGUUGGAACUCGCGCGCGCCCGCUCGCGCAUCAGCGACCGUCUCCGCGAACAACGCACCCCCUUGACACCAGAGCAGCUCGCCCAUCUUAGCAUCAGCUUCCCCGAUUUCGUGGAGGCUCUGACCAAGGUCCAGCCGUCCUCCAAGCGUGAAGGCUUUGCCACCAUCCCCGACGUUGCCUGGUCGGAUGUUGGCUCGUUGAAGGACGUUCGUGAAGAACUGGAAAUGACCAUUCUAAAGCCAAUCCGGCAACCGCACCUCUUUGCGGCAUACGGUCUCAAAUCCCCGGCAGGAGUGCUGUUGUACGGUCCUCCCGGUUGCGGCAAAACGCUGCUGGCCAAGGCCAUUGCUCACGAGAGCGGCGCCUCAUUCAUCUCGAUCAAGGGUCCUGAGCUGCUCAACAAGUACGUGGGCGAGAGCGAGCGUGCAGUGCGGCAAGUCUUCCAACGCGCACGCUCGUCCGCGCCUUGCGUUGUGUUUUUCGACGAACUGGACUCGGUGUGCCCACGCCGUGGUGGUGGUGUUGAUGGUAUGAGUGGCGGCGGCGGCGGCGGCGGCGGCGGCGAGUCUGGGGCCAGCGAGCGUGUGGUCAACCAGCUCUUGACCGAGAUGGAUGGCCUCGACGAUCGCCGAAAGGUGUUUGUGAUUGCGGCCACCAACCGUCCCGACAUGAUUGAUGCGGCCAUGUUGCGCCCAGGUCGCCUCGACAAGCUCAUGUACGUCCCGCUGCCCACCGCUGAUUCUCGCGGUGAGAUUCUGCGCACCGCGCUGCGCUCGAUGCCAAUGCAUCCGGACGUGGACGUUUCCCAGCUGGGCUUGGAUGCUCGGUGUGAAGGCUUUAGCGGUGCCGAUUUGGCAGCGCUUGCCCGGGAGGCUGCUGUGGCUGCACUUCGUGAGACGAUGACCAACGUGGAGAACGCCAUCAGCUUGACCGACGCGGCCAUUGCUGCCAACUCGGCAACCGCCCUUGCGCUGCCACCAAGCGAUGAUAGUGCUCCAGCUGCCACGCAUGUGGAGCGUGUGGCGAUUGCUCGCCGACACUUUGACGAGGCGUUCAAGCGUGUGCGACCGUCCGUUUCGGAACGCGACGCGCGCGCCUAUGCCAAAAUGCAAGGCCGAUUGCGCAAUGCACGAGCUCACCUUGCUCCUCAAGUGGAUGAAAAACCGGCGGCCACAGCUGCUCCUAGCGACGAUGCGCCGACUGCUGCUGCUCCCAUGGAUGCUCAAUAAGCGGGGGAGAGGGGUUGUGCGCCCAUGAAAAAUUGUUGAUCAAUAACCAAAGAAGAAGAAAAAAAAAAAAAGACAGCUCUCGUUCGAAAUUUCACCCAAUAA